Molecule: messenger RNA, 511 nt
Organism: Trypanosoma conorhini
Lineage: Eukaryota; Euglenozoa; Kinetoplastea; Trypanosomatida; Trypanosomatidae
Exons: 1
Source: RefSeq, a predicted model, not a curated record
CCCCCGUCCCUUGCAGCACCCCGCGGCAGGGGGCGAAGCCCGUUUCUCUUCAUGGUCGCCGCGGGCCUCGCUGGCGCGGGGCGCCGAAAAGGAGAAGCCGCGCAAAAGCCACCGGCCGCAACAUCCUAUUGUCCCUGACAAGUGCCUAUUCCGCCGCGGCUGGCGCUUGCCAGUGUGCCUUUUGAGCGUGUUUCGCAACGUCUUGCCACGAUGCGCAAAACAGCGGCGGCGGCAGGACUGCCUCUUGACAGGGGGAGUGGUUGCAGAGAAGGCGGGGGAAGAAAGAGGUGACACACGAGCUGCGGCGGGCGCAGCGCACCGGGGACUGCCCGCGCGAGACCGCACGCAGCCGCAGGGGCACAACAUUGGCAGGGGCGGCCGAGGAAGCCUCCGCUUCAGUUUGCCUCCCUCCCACUCCUCCCUCUCCGUUGCAGUGAGUAGGGUGUUGUGCCCAUGCUUGAGGAAGCGUGGCAAAUACAAGUUUUCCGGCCUAUUCCUCGUUUUUCGCUGA